Molecule: messenger RNA, 1707 nt
Organism: Plasmodium adleri (nom. inval.)
Lineage: Eukaryota; Apicomplexa; Aconoidasida; Haemosporida; Plasmodiidae
Product: conserved Plasmodium protein, unknown function
Exons: 1
Coding region: 1-1707 (568 amino acids)
Source: RefSeq, a predicted model, not a curated record
AUGAGAAUUUUAAAGAACGCAGUAAAUAAGUGUAAUUUAUUUUUGCAGCACACGAGGAGGCCUGCUAGUAAUAUUUCGAGGUUAAAAAUGUUAAGCGACAUAUAUAGGAAAAAGAAUGGUUUACUAGUACAAUUGAAUAAUAACAUAUUUAAUGAAUCCAUUUUGUGUAGAAAUGUAUCUACAAAUAUUAUUGAAAAGAAGAAUGAUGGUCUAGAAGAACAGAUGAGUAAUGAUGAUAUAAUAAAAUUUUUUGAAGAGAACAAAAAUAUGAAUAUUGAUAAAUUAUAUAAUUUAAUAAAAAAUUUGAGUAGAAAAAGAAUUGAAGAGAGAAAGAAAAUAGUAGAGAAUGAGAAAUUUUUAAAUAUUAUUGAAGAAAUAGAAAAUCGUAUUAGUAUUAUGAAUACAAGAUAUUUAUGUAACUUUUCAUUACGUUUAGUUAGUUUAUCUAUUAAUAAUGAUGAUAUAAAAAGGAUACUUACAAAAAUAAGUGAACAUGUAUUAAAAAAAAUGAAUGUGAAUCCUCGUGAUUUAGUUGGUAUUUGUUAUUCCUUAAGUUUAUGUAAUAAUAUGAAUGAAUAUUUUUUUGAACAUAUUAAAAAAGAAACCAUUUCAAAUAUAGAUGCAUAUACUCCAACUUUAUUAACACAAUUAUUAGAGAGUAUGAGAUUAUCUCAGAAUUUGGAUGUUGAAUUAACAAAUUUAAUUGUAGAAAAAAUGUGUGAAGAAAUUGAUAGAUUCACAACAAAAGAUGUAACAUUAGCUUUGAAAACAUUAUCUAUGGCUGGUAUACCAAGAGGUUUUCUUAUACGUCGUCUUUGUAAUUUAGUGUUUGAUAAUAUAUCACAUUUUCAUCAUACAUCAUUAAUAAAUAUAAUUUAUAAUUUGACAAAAUUAAAAUUUACUACAACAAGUCAUAUUGAUGUAAUAUAUAAAAAUGUUGAAGAAAAUUUAGAAAACUGUAAUGUUACUACUUUAUGUGAAUUGUUGUAUACAUUUUAUAUGAAUGAAAUAAAUGAAGAAUAUAAAAUUAAUCGAAUAUUUGAAAAUAUCAAAUAUGAACAAUUUAAUACUACCAAAACAGCUAUCUUGAUUGAUUUUAUACAUGCAGCAACUUAUUAUAAUAAAUAUAUUGAGAAAGAGAAAUUAUUUAGUUUAAUAGAUUUAUUAUUUAAAAGAACCAUUCCAAAAUCAUUAACAUUAAUAGCAAAAAUAAGAGAACCAAUAUAUUUCUUAUCUACACACAGUAAUUUUAAAUAUGACUUAAAUAAUAUUUCUCCUUCUUGGUUAAAUGCAAUGAAUGAUUUUCUAAGAAUUGAUCAUGAAAAAUUACAAGCCUUAAAAACAUUCCAUGAGGUACAAAAUGUAUUAAAUACAGUAGCUCCAAAUUUCAAACUCAAUUUUAUACCUUUACAAAUUGUAGAAUCUUAUUCUGUUGAUUUUAUUGAACAUGAAAAAAAAAUCAUUAUCGAUCUUGAUACAAUAGUAAGACAUACAUCUUUCCAAAUGAAACAUCAACACUUUGAACAGAUGGGAUAUAAAACAGCUAAAGUACAUUUUUGGAAGUGGAGAAAAUGUAGAUCCGAGAAAGAACAACAAAAUUAUUUAUGUGAUAUUAUAUAUUCUGUAACUGACCAAAAGCAAAACCUCGAUGAAAUUAACCAAAUUGAUAAUGAAAAGAAGUUGACAAUUUCGGAGCAAUCUGAAUAA